UGUUGUGGAAGACCGAUCAUUCCCUCACUUUUCUUCUUCUAAAGCAUUUGUAUAUAAACCCCUUCUCCCUUCUCCCUAAUUUUCAACUUCAACUCUCCUCACCAUUUUCUUUCUUUUCCAUUACUUCUAUCUGACUCCUCCAACUCUACUUGUUUACCUUCUGCAUUAUUCUUUUGGUUUGGUUGUCUUGUUGUAUCACACACUAUUCCACAUGGAGACAGUUGAGUUGAAAGUAGAGAUGGUGGGAAUCCAUGAGAAAAGGCUGAGAAAAUGUCUAUCAAAGUUGAAAGGGGUGGAGAAAGUGGAGGUUGACGCAAACAGCCAGAAGGUGGCGGUGAGCAGCUACAUUCACCGGAACAAGAUACUGAAAGCGAUUAGAAGAAGUGGUUUGAAAGCUGAUUUUUGGUCAGCUCAAAACGAGCUUCUUAAUGCAUAUGCCACCACUUAUGGCGCCUUCAGAUUCUCUCCCUACAACUCCUUCUUCUAGAAAUCUCUCCUUUCUUAUUCAUCCAUUUGCCACACCCUUUUUUUUUCUCUCUUUUUUGUUCAUGGGUUCGUUUAGGGUAUAGCAUAGCCAAUUAGGUUCUGUUUUUGCUUCUUCGUAAUUACUUGUAGAACUAUAUAUAUAUAUCCAAUCAAUACAAAUACAAUGUGAGGGUUCACAGUUUUGUAUUUUUAUAUUA
Molecule: messenger RNA, 683 nt
Organism: Cucumis sativus (cucumber)
Lineage: Eukaryota; Viridiplantae; Streptophyta; Magnoliopsida; Cucurbitales; Cucurbitaceae
Product: heavy metal-associated isoprenylated plant protein 44
Exons: 3
Coding region: 212-487 (91 amino acids)
Molecular function (GO): metal ion binding
Source: RefSeq, a predicted model, not a curated record